AGGCGUGACCGACCGAUGACUGUCGGAGGGGCACAGGGACUGAGACAGUCGGACGAUCAUCACAUCUUGAAGGUGAAAUAACCUGCCGACUGUCCUGCUGCGCUGCGUCUCCAGGAGCCGUCUGGUGUAGUCUAAUAAAGUAGGUCUACAGUAGCAGCCUUGAAGAGGAAGAAGAACCACAUGCAUUGUCUCCUGAAGCUGUCCAGUCAUCAACAAUAACAGUCCAUCCGUCAAACCAUCCCUCAUGGCAACGAUCGUCAUGGAGCGGAUUGGGCGUCUGUUCAUCAACCUCCAGCAGGUAAGGACCGUGCCCCAGAUGCUGACAGAGGCCGCCCCCUCCAUGCCAGGCACGCUACGGGACACCGAAGUUCCCGGGUUCUUCAGAGAGCGCUACAUCCACGCCGGCUACCGACCGCUCCACCAGGGCUGGAGGUACUACUGCCUGUCGCUGUUCCAGCGUCACAACGAGACCAUCAACGUGUGGACCCACCUGCUAGGGUCUUUCCUGGUCCUGGUCAAGUUCCUACAGCUAGCUGAGACGGUGGACUUCAUCGAUGAUGCCCACGCCUGGCCCCUCCUCAUUCUCCUGCUGUCCUCCCUGGCCUACAUGGCCUGCAGCACUGUAGCCCACCUCCUGGCUGCCAAAUCAGAGUUCUACCACUACUGCUUCUUCUUCCUGGAUUAUGUAGGAGUGGCUCAGUAUCAGUACGGCAGCGCCGUGGCUCACUUCUACUAUGCUGUGGAACCAAACUACCACCAGUGGGUCUCCCCAGUCUUCAUGCCCACUGCCACCUUCCUCUGCUGCUUGUCCUGCCUGGGCUGCUGCUAUGGGAAGUAUCGCAACUACAGCCUGCGGGUCUGGGUCCGGAAGGUGGGGCAGGUGAUUCCCUCGGCUAUGGCCUAUGCCUGGGAUACUAGUCCGGUGUUCCACCGCCUCCUCCGGUACCUCUGGACCACGUCGCACAGUGAUGACAUCGCUGCCCCGGCCAGUGGCAUAGUCGGCGACCCGGCUAUAUCCUUCCAUGGGAGCCAGGUAGCCUUCUUCCUGUCCAGUGCGUUCUUCUUCACCAACCCCUUCCCAGAGCGUCUGUUCCCAGGCCACUGUGACUUCCUGGGGCAGGGCCACCAGCUGUUCCACGUCUUCCUGGUUAUCUGUACUCUCUGUCAGAUCCAGGCCUCUCACCUGGACUACCUGGGCCGAAGGCCGCUCUACACACAGCUACACGGAGAGGGAGCAGCCACUGUCUAUCUGGUGCAGUAUGGAGCCACGCUGGUGGCCUGUGUCUGCAUAGCAGUCUUCAUUGCAAGGAAAGUAAAACGGUUGCUUAACUGCAGAGACAAGUCCAAAUGAACUGGGUAGGUCACUAUGUAGGAGACUUACAAUCACUUCCCAGUGGGAAAAACUGGUUGAAAUCGGUUGACGUUAUUACAGCCAAAAACGUUUGCCCAGUUUUGCCCGCUGGGUUGGUACCAAAGUUAUCAAUGUGGCCUUGUUUGACUCGACACACACUGCCUUCCUUAGCCUGCUCGAGUUUGUUUCUAUAAUAUUAUGUUUCUUUACAGCACCUGUGUCCUUGACGAUAGUAUGUCUAAUCAUGUCUCAAUGCUUCUGUUACACUUGUGCUAGUUUUGUUCCAUGAUGGGUUUUUUUUUUUUUUUUACAACAACGUAUGUCUAACUACUGCCAAGAAACAUUGUGAUAUGAGUCCUUGUCAGCACUCAAACAAUGAAAUGAAUUUAUCUUAAAGGGAUAGUUUAUUCACUUUCAAAGUAGUAUUAUGUUGUUGGAAAAGGAAGCAUACUGUGUAGUGGGUGUGAUUCUGAAUAUCAACAAUACUGCUAACUAUUCUUUUUAAUGCCGAUCAAUCUAUCCACAUCUAGAGCACUUUUAUAGGCAGACAAAUUGACUUACCCACAUUGUACUUUUCCACCUAUGAGAGUAUAAACUGGGUAUUUCUCAUGUGGGGUCACAAACCAAGGCUGUACUGGACCAACUGCUGAGAAAGUGUAUUAAUUAAUCUGUCAAUGUAAACCUUAUGUCUAAUCUGACAUACAUGUACAGUGGCAAGAAAAGUAUGUGAACCCAUUGGAAUUACCUGGAUUUCAAUUUGAUCUUCAUCUAAGUCACAACAAUAGACAAACACAGUCUGCUUAA
Molecule: messenger RNA, 2155 nt
Organism: Salvelinus namaycush (lake trout)
Lineage: Eukaryota; Metazoa; Chordata; Actinopteri; Salmoniformes; Salmonidae
Product: membrane progestin receptor alpha-B-like
Exons: 3
Coding region: 245-1351 (368 amino acids)
Biological process (GO): response to steroid hormone
Cellular component (GO): plasma membrane
Molecular function (GO): nuclear steroid receptor activity; steroid binding
Source: RefSeq, a predicted model, not a curated record